GAGAUAUUAAGAGCAUCAAACACAAAGAGAAACACAUAAGAAAAUGGGAUCACCAAUGGCCACUAUGGCAGCAGCUUUGCUUGUCUUAGCAUUAUCUCUUGGUUUUGCAUCUGAAACCACUGCAAAUUACUAUUACUCUUCUCCUCAUCCACCGGUGAAGCACUACACUCCUCCUGUUUACAAAUCUCCACCACCACCGGUCUACCAGUCUCCUCCACCCCCAAUUUACCACUCUCCUCCACCACCUAAGAAGCAUUAUGAGUACAAAACACCACCACCACCGGUCUACCAGUCUCCCCCUCCUCCGGUGUACCACUCUCCACCACCACCAAAGAAGCACUACGAGUACAAAUCACCACCACCACCGGUCUACCAGUCUCCCCCUCCUCCGGUGUACCACUCUCCACCACCACCAAAGAAGUACUACGAGUACAAAUCACCACCACCACCGGUCUACCAGUCUCCCCCUCCUCCGGUGUACCACUCUCCACCACCACCAAAGAAGCACUACGAGUACAAAUCACCACCACCACCUGUCUACCAGUCUCCCCCUCCUCCGGUGUACCACUCUCCACCACCACCAAAGAAGCACUACGAGUACAAAUCACCACCACCACCAGUCUACCAGUCCCCUCCUCCUCCGGUCUACCAGUCUCCUCCUCCUCCAGUUUACCACUCUCCUCCACCACCUAAGAAGCAUUAUGAGUACAAAUCACCACCACCACCGGUCUACCAGUCUCCCCCUUCUCCGGUGUACCACUCUCCACCACCACCAAAGAAACACUACGAGUACAAAUCACCACCACCACCGGUUUACCAGUCUCCUCCUCCUCCGGUUUACUACUCUCCCCCACCACCAAAGCAAUACGAAUACAAAUCUCCUCCUCCUCCCGUCCAUUCUCCUCCUCCACCGGUUCCCUACUCACCUCCACAAGAACCCUACCUCUACAAAUCUCCACCUCCUCCAUACCACUACUAACUAACCGCCCUCAUGGAUAAAGUACACGAAAACAAAGAACCUUUUGGUAAUACAAUAAAAGACACAAGAUCAUUAAGAGAUAAUCAAAAGGAUAUAUGUUCUAAAAGGAAAGUCUCCUAUUUAGGUUGUUUUUUUUCUUUUCCCAAUAAAUAAGUUGUUCUGAUAAGCUUCAAACAUGUUAAUGCAUGCAAAUGUCAUAUGUUUGUAAGUUCAAGUCCUGUUUUUUUUUCCAAAUUCUUAAAUUUUAAAGUUUGAUUGUCUACUUAAUAAAAUUGUAAUUUUUUUUUCA
Messenger RNA from Raphanus sativus (radish), 1268 nucleotides. RefSeq names its product extensin-3-like. Lineage: Eukaryota; Viridiplantae; Streptophyta; Magnoliopsida; Brassicales; Brassicaceae. The record is from RefSeq and is a predicted model, not a curated record. The transcript has 2 exons. Gene Ontology annotation, molecular function: structural constituent of cell wall. The coding region runs from base 44 to 979 and encodes 311 amino acids. Gene Ontology annotation, biological process: plant-type cell wall organization.